This is a messenger RNA of Mirounga angustirostris (Northern elephant seal), 1741 nucleotides long. It is a transcript of the gene CFAP263, whose product is annotated as cilia and flagella associated protein 263. The record is from RefSeq and is a predicted model, not a curated record. Gene Ontology annotation, cellular component: axoneme; ciliary basal body. The transcript is spliced from 9 exons. The coding region runs from base 103 to 1236 and encodes 377 amino acids. Gene Ontology annotation, biological process: cilium assembly. NCBI's taxonomy places the organism in Eukaryota, Metazoa, Chordata, Mammalia, Carnivora, Phocidae.
CGGCAACGCUCUGCUAGGUCGCAGCCCGCGUGACGCUCGGCCGCUGGAACACGGCGCUCUUGGCUUCACUGAGCAGUGGCCCAGGGCCACUUGGGCAGAGUCAUGACUGAUGAGGACUCUGAGACCCCUGUCAGCGAGUUGCAGGGCGGGGAGGAGAACGAGCUGCCUGUUAUCCAGCUGUGUGGGCUGGUGGAAGAGCUCAGCUAUGGAAACUCUGCUCUCAAAACUGAGACAGAGAUGUUUGAGAAAUAUUAUAAUAAACUGGAGCCCGGAGAUCAGCGACAUCCACGAUUAUCAGAAAUUAAAAUAUCAGGAGCAGAAUUUGCACAGUUACGAGGUAGGCGUAGAUCCAAAUCCCGCAUAGGUAUGGACCGUGUGAUAGGCCUCAGUUGCGACCAAAAAUGUGAGCUUGUACAAAAGGAGCUGGAAGACAUGAAGGAUGAAAUAAGGCACAUGAGAGCAAAUGCUGAACGAGACCUGCAGCAUCAUGAGGCUAUCAUUGAGGAAGCCGAAAUUCGAUGGGCUGAAGUUCAGAAAGCAGUGCAUGAGUUUAAAAAAGAUAUUCUAAAAACCAUAAACAAGAAGAAAGGGAGUAUUUUGGCCACUCAGAAAGUGAUGAAGUACAUUGAGGACAUGAACCGCCGGAGGGAUAAUAUGAAGGAUAAAUUACGUUUGAAAAAUGUUUCUCUCAAAGUGCAGAGGAAAAAGAUGCUUUUACAGUUGAGGCAGAAGGAAGAGGUGGGCGAGGCUCUCCAUGAGGUUGAUUUUCAGCAGCUGAAGAUUGAGAAUGCUCAGUUUUUAGAGACCAUCGAAGCAAAGAAUCAAGAACUGAUCCAGCUAAAGCUGGCAUCUGGAAACACCCUGCAGGUCCUCAACACAUACAAAAGCAAGCUACACCAAGCAAUGGAAAUGUCCAUCAAUCUGGACAAGGAGAUCUUGCUGAGAAAUGAAUUACUUGAAAAAAUUGAAAGAGAAACCCUACAAGUAGAGGAGGACCGGGCCAAGGCCGAGGCUGUGAACCAGAAGCUCCGCAAACAGCUGGCCGAGUUCCGCGCGCCGCAGGUGAUGAUGUACGUGCGGGAGAAGGUCUUAAAUGGGGACCUGGAGAAGACCAUCAAGAUGUGGGAAAGGAAAGUGGAGAUUGCAGAGAUGUCCUUAAAAGGCUACCGCAAGGCGUGGAAUAAAAUGAAAACCACCAAUGAGCAGUUGCAGGCAAUUUGCCCCCCUGAGAAAUAGCCAGAGGGAGGCCACGGCUACAGACCAGAGUGAUCCAUUAAAGUAAUCAGCUCCUUUCCAGUCAAGGGGUCCUCUCACUGUUUCCUGUGCUGCUUGGUGUCCCUGACUCUCCGGCCGGGCACUUCCCUGGCCACAUUUGCCCGUGGGGAGUGUUUGCACAGCCUGGCCCCUGGAACCGUUAACACUGAAAGAACCACAGGGCACUCUAAUGGUUUGACACUUGUUAGCCCACAUUUAGUUCACAAGCACAAAAGAAAGUGACCUUCCCGCGUGUGGGAGUGGGACAGAGAAGAGAGAGCCAGCCCAGUAUGCACUGUGGGCCUGUCCGUGGCAGCCCAGGUGUGCCACCUAUAAAAAAAACAGACACCAAAACAGCAUGGUGGCUGCCUGGCACUCAGCAUUCUGAGCUUACUCUUCAGUUGGGAGGGUUAGCUCCUAGACUAGAUAUCAUUGCAAAAGAAAACAAGCACAAAGAAAAACAAGAUAAUUUCUUGGGGCUGAUGUA